CGGUUAUAUCGGUUACAGAAGAUGGCGACCGUCGGGGAAGGGCUUUCUCUGAGCCAGAGCGUCCCCGAGUCGGGGCCGUUAACCGGCCGGCCCGAAGCCGAGGUCAACAAGCGGAGAGGCCGCGGGAGACCGACGCUGUCCCCCGACACAAGGAAGAAGCGGCGGCUGGAGCACACCCGGCACACCAACAAAAUUAUGUCUGCACUUAUGAGUGCUUCAUCCAAACAUCAGACAACUGCCAAUGCCUCAUUAAUGCAGAAAACCGAAACGCACUUAUCUAAAACCAACGAAUCCUUAAAAGCAACAGAAGAUUGUGAAAGUGAAGCAUCUUCAUCCCAAGCAUCUUCUGUGGCUGAAGACGAUGAUGACUUUGAAGAUGAAACUUUGAGUAAUAUCACAGCAGAAGAUGACGUUUUCUGUGCAGAUCUCAGUGACACUGUGACAACAGAGAGCAUUGAAGAAGAAAGCAUCAGCUUUGAGGAUAACACAAUGCCAGGAAUGGAUAUACUUGAAAGGAAAAAAUGCAUUGCAGAUAUUGACAUUAUAAUGGAUCUUUUGAAAAUGAUCCACGGAAAUGACUGCAAGUCAAAAGGAUGCACCAAAAAACUUACCUACCAUUGUCGUAUGAUUGGAACUGCCCUUGUGGCUCACUGGACUUGUUCAAAUCGCCACAUAGGAGGCAAAUUUUGUACAGCACCAUGCUUCAAGGGUUGCAUUUCCAGCAAUCUGCAAUUGGCUGCUUCAGUUUUGAUAUCCGGUAACAACUAUCGUAAGACAGCUCUCCUAUUCAAGUUCAUGAGGCUGGGCUGCAUCUCAUCUAGUAAUUUUUAUAAGAUUCAGCGUCUCUACGGAGCUCCAGCAGUAGUUCAACACUGGAAAACCAUGCAGGAAAAACUAUUCAAAAAGUGUGAUGGAGAAAACGUUGUCCUAUGUGGUGAUGGCACGAAUGACACUGCAGGCCGUUCUGCUCAAUAUUGUACAUACACAUUUAGACAUCACACAAGAAAACACAUUCUAAAUGUGGAUGUUGUGGAUGUAAGUGAAGUUGGUGGCAAAAGUACCAACAUGGAGAAACUAGGAUUUCAACGUUCACUCGACUAUCUAAGAACAAAAUUGAAUGUAAUUGAAGUAACUACAGACAGCAAUCCACAAAUUGCCACAUUAAUGAAAAAGGAAAAAUAUUCAGGUAUCUUCCACUCACAUGACAUCUGGCUUGGUGGUAAGCACAUUCAGAAAAAGGUGAUAAAGGCAGCACAGAAGAAAGGCAAUGAUGUUCUAAUGAUGUGGGCUGAACCAAUGCGGAAUCAUUUCUGGUAUUGUGCAAAGAGUUGCAAUGGCAAUGAAGUCUUAUUAGCGGAGAGGUGGGCCAGUCUUUUGCAUCAUGUUGUAAACGAGCAUGAAUGGGUUGUCCCCAACAGUGCAGGAGAGACAACGUGUAACCAUGAACCAAUACAAGAGGAAGAGCACAACCAGGCCAAGUCAUGGAUACAACACAGUAGUCCUCCACUUAAGAUCCUACGUCAGAUUAUUUUGGACAGAAAUUUCCUUCGAAACAUUAGUCGAUUUAAAUAUUUUAGACAUAACAAUCAUAUGGAGUCCUUUCACAAUUACUUACAGAUGUAUGCUUCAGGAAGACAUAGCUAUGAUUACUUGAGUUACAAAUUAAGGAAUUAUAUAGCAGCUAUUGACUACAACCAUCAUUUGCACCGUCCACAAGCAAAGAACAUGGAUGGCACACCAAUGUUUCGUGCCAGGUACAGCAAGAGAACUAAGAGUUGGCAUACUGAAGCUGUCAAAGAAGACAAGAAAUAUGACUAUGUCCCAAAUCUCAUGGAAAACAUAUUAUUUAAUAAACUGCAAAGUGAAAGAUACAUGUCACAGAUCUGAAGUGCAGGGAACAGCAAUGUUCACGACAUGGGGGUUGAAUCUCAAUCAUGGGAGUGUAUAUAUAUAUAUUAUAUAUAAAUUAGUCAUUAGGUACUUAUUUCCCCAUCAACUGAAGAUGGUGCAAUACUACUUCAGUAAGGCAACCCAAAGGCUAUAUAUUUAAAUAUUUUUUAAAAAACAUUGCACAAUUAUGUACCUUUGAAUGGUUGGUCCUUGCAACACUAAAUUUAUCCUGAUUCAAAUACAGUGAUAGGCAUGGACCUGAGUCUUGGGGAUUACACAGCUGUUCAGCGCUGCUGCAUGUAUCGAAAAUGAGGAAGAAACAGGAGCGCUCAUUACUUUUGUGUGUUUUUCUUAACAAAUGUUGGCAGCGAAUUGCUGUAUUAGUCAUUGUGCGGCUAGCAACUAAAGUUUAGGAGGAAACCCAUAACCUGUAUUUAUAAGUGCCUUUCAAGUAAACCAAUGUCUCAAAAGCUUUUGACAAAUGUAGCAUUUGUUGCACACCUGGUAGGGGAAUGACAGAUUUAAGGAUCUUGGUCAAAGAGAUAUAUUAGGCCAUUUUUGAAGGCAAGGAGAGAGGUAAUUGGGCAGAAUAGUUUUGAAACAGAACUGCAAAUGAUAAGGUGGCCGAAGGCUGAGCCACUUAAGGAGCAUUGGGAGUGAAGAGCUGGAAUGCUGGGCUAGAGAUUGAGUAGAAUGAGGCAAGAACAUGGAGGAAUUUGAUGACUGACAAUGGUCUUGAACUUAAUCCUUUCAGAUAGUGGGAAUUAACUGAGCCUGGUAAGUAUGAGGCCUCCCAAUGUGAAAGUCGCUAUUCAAAUGUAAUUUUGUAUUUUUUUGUGUUUUGAAUGAGAGUAUUAGUUACGCAGAGCUUUCGGUAGGAGAGCAUUCAUCGCAAAAUAUUUGGUCAGAAUUUCUGGAUAGUGGAGGGCAGAGAAGCUAAUAAGGAAAGCUAAUGAGAACAUCUAGUCUUGCGGUGACAAUGUUGUGCAUGAAGAUUCUGGCAGCAGCGAGUGUGAGGUAAGGGCAUAAGGUGAGAUAAAGCCACACGACUGAUAAUAAUCCCUCAAGA
Messenger RNA from Callorhinchus milii (elephant shark), 2959 nucleotides. RefSeq lists its product as uncharacterized. The record is from RefSeq and is a predicted model, not a curated record. Lineage: Eukaryota; Metazoa; Chordata; Chondrichthyes; Chimaeriformes; Callorhinchidae. The transcript is spliced from 10 exons. The coding region runs from base 22 to 1887 and encodes 621 amino acids.